AUCGGAAACUCGUCGACCAAUCCACGCUCUCGAGCGUGUUUAACGUUCUCUUCGCCGAGCCGACUCAGGCCGCGCUGGCGGCGGCGUUAUCCGCGCUCGACGGGAACGCGGGGAGAAAAGGGGAAGCCGUGGCGGCCCCCCGGUGGUGACAGUCUCCCUUGGGCCCGCCUCCCUCUCCCCACAGUAUGGCUGCCAUGGGAGACCCAGUUCUUGUUCUUAUGUGCUGGUAAUUGAGGCAUACUCUUCAAAGAUAAUUGGACUGAAUGGAAUUACAUAACAGAACAAGUUUUCACAAACGCUGAAUGGAACUCCUGCUUCGAGCACAGUUGGUAGUGGGAUGGAUCCCUUCCAUGCCUGUAGCAUUCUCCAGCAGCUCAAAACAAUGUAUGAUGAAGGACAGCUGACUGAUAUUGUGGUGGAAGUGGAUCAUGGAAAAAAGUUUUCUUGUCAUCGCAACGUUCUUGCUGCAAUCAGUCCUUAUUUCAGAUCAAUGUUCACUAGUGGCCUUACUGAGAGUACCCAGAAAGAAGUUCGGAUUGUUGGUGUUGAAGCAGAGUCCAUGCAUUUAGUACUGAACUAUGCAUAUACCUCCAGAGUAACACUGACAGAGGCCAAUGUCCAAGCUUUGUUCACUGCAGCUAGUAUCUUCCAGAUUCCUUCUAUACAAGACCAGUGUGCUAAAUAUAUGAUCAGUCAUCUGGACCCCCAGAACUCCAUUGGUGUGUUUAUCUUUGCUGAUCACUAUGGGCACCAGGAACUUAAAGUUAGGUCACAAGAUUAUAUUCGUAAAAAGUUCCUGAGUGUCACCAAAGAACAAGAGUUCCUCCAUCUGAGGAAAGACCAACUUGUAAGCAUAUUGGACAGCAAUGAUUUAAAUGUUGAUAAGGAAGAGCAUGUUUAUGAAAGCAUAAUAAGGUGGUUUGAACAUGAGCCCAACAAAAGAGAAAACUCCUUGCCCGAAAUAUUUGCCAAAUGCAUCCGCAUGCCCCUGUUAGAUGAAGCAUUCAUCGAGAAAAUUCCUCCCAUGUUUGCACAGGCUAUAGCCAAAAACUGCAUACAGAAAGGACAAAGUAGUGCCAAUGGCUAUACCCAACGGCUUGGAAUGACUGCUUCAGAAAUGAUCAUCUGCUUCGAUGCUGCCCACAAACACUCAGGAAAGAAGCAAACAGUGCCUUGUUUAGAUUCCGUCACGGGGAGGGUGUUCAAACUAUGCAAACCACCCAGUGAUUUGCGAGAAGUGGGGAUCCUUGUUUCACCCGACAAUGACAUUUAUAUUGCAGGAGGGUACAGACCAAGCAGCAGUGAGGUCUCCAUAGACCACAGAGCAGAAAGUGACUUUUGGAUGUAUGACCAUUCAGGCAAUCGAUGGAUUCCAAAGGCUCCGCUGCUUCGUGCAAGGAUAGGCUGCAAACUAGUUCAUUGCUGUGGCAAACUGUACGCAAUAGGCGGCCGGGUUUAUGAAGGAGAUGGGCGCAACUCGUUGAAAUCGGUGGAGUGCUAUGAUAGCAGAGAGAACUCCUGGACAGCUGUCUGUCCAAUGCCUGUAGCAAUGGAAUUUCAUAAUGCUGUGGAAUAUAAAGAGAAUAUCUAUGUCUUACAAGGAGAAUUUUUCCUCUGCUAUGAUCCUCGAAAAGAUUACUGGGGUUUCCUAACCCCUAUGACUGUGCCUAGGAUCCAGGGUUUGGCAGCUGUCUACAACAACUCCAUUUACUACAUUGCUGGAACCUGUGGAAACCAUCAGCGCAUGUUUACCGUAGAGGCCUAUGACAUUGAGUUGAACAAAUGGACUCGGAAGAAAGACUUCCCAUGCGACCAGUCCAUUAAUCCAUACAUUAAACUUGUUGUCCUAAAGAAUAAACUACAUUUAUUUGUCCGAGCUACUCAAGUCACUGUUGAGGAACAUGUCUUCAGAACCAGCAGGAAGAAUUCUCUGUACCAGUAUGAUGAAGUUACUGACCAGUGGCAGAAGGUGUAUGAGACUCCAGAUAAGCUCUGGGAUUUAGGACGUCAUUUUGAAUGUGCUGUUGCUAAACUGUAUCCUCAGUGUCUUCAGAAAGUUAUUUGAUCUCUCUCCUCCCCGCAUCCCCCCCCCUUUUCAUUGGUGAAAGGCCUUAGUGACUUGGUAUUUAAUGCUAGCAGAAAAUUUUCUUUUUAAAAACAACCACUCCAAUUCUGUCAGUAUUUAAUGUGAGUUGAAAUCGAUGGCUUUUUUAAUAUGGGGAUGGGUGCUCUUUAAAGAUUGCAGUGGGGAGAAGGAAAUUAGUGGUUUAGUUUCCUAAUGGAUGUUUUCCUGUGGAGUAAGGAGUGGGUUACAAAGUGCAAUUAUCAUCAUUUUCUCUGCUAAGCAUUUGAUCAUGUUUUUCAAGAGUGACAGUUUGACUCAGAGCAAGAGUAGUUGGAUUGGAGUAACUAUGCACUAAAGUGAAAGCAGAUCUAACGUGAAUAGCAAAGGUGAAGAGAGCAAGUUUGAAGUGACUUAUUUAAAAUACGGGUAAAAUCUGAGGCAAUAUCAAUAGUUUGCUAUUUUAGAUUCAGUGACACUAAAUAGUUGAAUAUCUGGUCCUUAUACCUCUUCUAUAUGUAUAAAGGUACUGAAAUAUUUAUGUUUAUACAUUGUGGUAGCUUGUGCUGAAAUAUCAAAAUCUGCAGCAGAACGUGAAUUUACCAUUUGAAAUGAAAGGCCUACUUCAGGGGACUGUUUCACCUCUCUUCUGUGGGUUUAGAGUUAAUGUGUGUAGUUUCUGUUCUUAAUCUUCCAACAGCAUAAUAAGGUGUCACUAUUUCCUGACAGUUAAAAGUAGAGCUUCAGAAGCAGUUGAACUAGUUGGUCAUCCCAUAAAGGGCUUAAACCCAAUGGUGCUAGUACAUUUUUAAUACUUGUAAGUCUGAAAUGGGUCGACUGGGUCUGCUAAUUUAAGACAGUUGGUUAGUAUUAAUGUCUCUAGUCUUAAACCUGUAUCUUGCUGCUUUGUGUUUGAACACCCAUUUUGAAUUUCUCUUGGGAGUGAUUUCAUGUGUAGAAAAGGGAUAGGCCAAGUAGUUGUAAUGGCUGUUAGUUUGGGGAGAUUUUGUUCCAUCUCUUAGAAGAUUAAGCGCUAAAUGCACUUUUAAAAAUCCAUCUUCAAACCUGAACAGUGUCACUUGGGACACUCCUAGACAGCUAAAAUGCGCUGGUUGAGAUUGUGACUGCUGAGGAACAUAACAUUGGGCCAGCUUGCAAAAACAUGAUGUACUAAACCAUCGCCUUGUUCUUUGCUGCUGCUGCCAUUUUGGUAUCUUUAAUUUGCAACUAGUGAAUUAUCAUGGAGCAAUACUUGCCCCCAAUCAGCCUAAUAUGGAAGCAGUUCUAGCUAUCAGCAGUACCCUUGGAUCCUUCUGUCUGUUGCCUGUCUCCUGCCCUCCAGUUGUUUCUGGAGUAAUGUGAAGGUUUGCACUACUGAGCUCUCUUUCUGAUCCAAGAACAACAACUUUGGAAGCCUGCAGUUGAAAACAUUUUUUGGAACUAAGUUAGAGUUCAGUGUAUUGAGAUUCCUUCUCUAUGAAUAACUUAUAUUUGAAGUAGCAAAGUAGUCUUUUUCCUAAAAUCUGAAUCUAAAAACAACAAAUAUUACCUUCUACCAGUGAUUCCUUGCCAGGAUUCCUUGCUCAAGAAUGAAGUGUGGCAUCUCAGUUCACUCUCAUUUGCUUUAAAACAGAAGUUGGCCUUAUAUUCAUGGAUGGUUGCUACUUUUAUUUAAUAGUAGACCCUCCAGUCAGUCAAAGUUAAGAUAUUAAAUUAAGAACAAAAUUAAGUAAAUAUGGGCUUGUAAUUGCUGGUAAGACUUCUUGUUUUAAUAUGAAUUCCACUUGACUUUGUAUGUGUUUUAAACUUGCACAAUAUAUUAAGAACACAACUGUGAAACUAAAAGGAUGAUAAAGCCUCCAUUACAUACCUCAUCUUCCAGCAAUUCAGCAAACAGCUUUUUGUUCAGGUUUCUUCAGAUGUCGUCAUGCUGAAGGUACAAUAGUUCUGAACAUUGAGACAAAACUCGCUUGAACCAUUUGUUUUGCUUGCAAAAUAAUUUAAUGCCCCAUAUUGUCUCUCUCGAGCAUUCACAUAUCAGGCUAGGAAAUAAUAUGUGCUAGGGAGCUGCAGUUUAAUUAACACACACUUGUUGUUCAUGAAGGGCCACAACAUUGCAUUCCACCUUCCCUCAAAAGCAUUGAACUUGAGAAAGUAGCCGGGAUGCAAAAUCAAACAGAUAGUGUUCAUACAGCCUCUGAUCCUGCAGCUGACCCUCUGUGCAGCUAAUUGGUGAUGUGAAUGGGUACUGGGAUGAUGUGUGUGCCUGGCUCAGCUGCCAUUCAGCAUUGUAAAGUUAUAUCCUUGUCCACACUAUUAAGUAACAACAGAAUGGAAAAAGAUCAGGGUGGACUGAAAUGAUCCCCAAUACUGUGUGACUAAUUCUAGGGCUGAAAUAUUAUGAGGUGUGCUGUCCAAUGUGGUGGGUGACUGCUAUUUUAGAUGUGAGUCAUAGAGCUUAUCUACACAGGAAGCUGAGGCUUUGACGUCCUAAGCAUAGUUGCCAAGGCUGAAUAUUAAAUGAUGCUGAGUUAUGGUUUCUUGGGGAUACUGGUGUUCACAGGUUUUUUGUCUAGUUACUUUCAUGUAUUUAAUGCUUUCAUUAUCCUUAGUUGGCUACAUUUGCGCUGUUGUAAGCCUCUUAGCUGCAAACUUUUUGAAGCACCCUCCCUUACAUUGUUGCAUUAGUAUUUUAUUUUUUUUUGCAAAAAGUGUUAUGUAUCUUUCAAAAAGUUCAGUUAAUUUUUUUAUUAGACUUAUUGCUGCUUUUUGACAAUCUUCUCUAUUUAUUUAGUAGAAAUGUCAAUCUGACUUGAAAUUUAAGACAUAGCUUAAGUUAGCAAAUGACCCUGUCAUGUGAUGUAUAGAAGUACAAUAUGCUGUGGUUAAUUCUGCAGCAGGUUUGUUCUUUUUUUAAAAAAAAAACAAAAACAAAAAUCUGCACUAAAUACAAAUACUUUUUCUCUAACCAUUUACAUUGGGGGGUGGGAGGGUUUAACUGUAGCGUGCUUGAAAACUAACUCUUGACAUUUUUGCCACGGGGAUGGGAUACACCGAGUCUUAUGCAUGAAUAAUUAACUAUUUAAGCAGUAAUAUUAACAGAGAAUCUUUAGUUGUUUACAUGCUUUUAAAUUAUCCAGUGAGAAUUUGCCAGUGUUUAUAUUGUGUUAGAAUUGGAUUUUUUUCAAAAGCAACCUUGCACAGAAUUGGAACAGGUGACACAAACCUGCACCAAAGUUGUCAUAAUUGUGCGGUAACAUAUGCAGGGCUACGUUUGAUUUCUUUGCCCAUCCUCUCCCUGCUCUUCUUAGCCUAUCUUGAGUCAUGAAUCUUUUUUUUUAAAAGCACAUUGUUUUUGGAAACAUGCUGGAAAAAGAUCCCAGUGUAGAUCUUGUUGAUUUAGAGACAUAGUCCACCAAGCGCUGCUGUUGCACAUUGUCCACAGCAUUGUACAAGUCCCACAAGCAUAAACCAGGGCUGUGCAGUGGCAGUACCUAGUUGGCUGCUCCCCAAAUCCACUACAACUGGCUUUGGUGUGUGUGUGCAGUGCAUGUGGUUUGCAUAAUAUCAGAGCUCCCUGUGUUCCAAAAUUGGACUAGAAAUGGCAUCAGAUGUUCAGCGCUCAGGUAUGUUAGUAAGAAGUACUGUAGUCCUCUGAGGGCAAAUGUGUGGUUUUGCCAUAAUUGCACAAUUUUGCAUUUUUACUUAAUGUCAUGUUAAUUUUCUUAUAAUAAACCUGUUCAAUAUGA
Messenger RNA from Hemicordylus capensis (graceful crag lizard), 5811 nucleotides. It is a transcript of the gene KBTBD8, whose product is annotated as kelch repeat and BTB domain containing 8. Gene Ontology annotation, biological process: neural crest cell development. The record is from RefSeq and is a predicted model, not a curated record. The transcript has 5 exons. Lineage: Eukaryota; Metazoa; Chordata; Lepidosauria; Squamata; Cordylidae. Gene Ontology annotation, molecular function: protein binding. Bases 338 to 2065 code for a protein of 575 amino acids.